UUCGCUUGCGCGGGUUCGUGUAUGAGCGCGACCCUGCCGCUCCCAAUUACUCGUCCGCAUCUGUAGCCGUGCCAACCCGCGGUGAGGGCCGUUAUUGUCCGUUAUUCUUGAGCUGGCAUGGCGGAGCGCGGGAGGUGCGUGAGGCGCGCUGGCGGUGCAGCGGUGCAGCGGUGCGGCGGUGCGGCGGUAUGAUUAGCGGCGUGAAGAGAGAGGCGCAGAACGGCGUCAUCGCGGAUCUGGCAGAGUCAGACGCGCGACGCGACGCGUCUUCGGGCACCGUCACGUGCCGCAGGCAAGAGCUUCGUGGCGUGAGACAGAUCUGGGAUCUGUUCUACGGUGCACUGCGGCCUGCGGCUUUGUAUGUGAUCUCAUUGCGAUGAGGUGAGUCCUGGAGUUGGAUGUAGAAGCUCGGCCGGUGUG
Trametes versicolor FP-101664 SS1 is the source of this 420-nucleotide messenger RNA. RefSeq lists its product as uncharacterized. The record is from RefSeq and is a predicted model, not a curated record. Lineage: Eukaryota; Fungi; Basidiomycota; Agaricomycetes; Polyporales; Polyporaceae. The transcript has a single exon. The coding region runs from base 189 to 380 and encodes 63 amino acids.